AUGCGGUCUGUACAUAAGAACAAGGGGUUCGUUGUGCUGUGCACUCAUCACAAUCCCGGUUACCGGGGCUCGGUCACAAACACUAACCUCUCUCAUCAGGGUCUAUCUAAUAAGGAGCCGCUCUCCUCCGCUCGCCAUCUUCGCUCCCAACUUGAGUCGUAUUCACGAAGCGAGACAUACCGCAAGCAAUUUCACCUACCCACAACAGAAAGCCUCGAGUUUGAGGCCCCCUGCUACCUCUGCACCCCCUUCGACAAAGGCGAGCGUCCUGGGCGAAUUUAUCUGUCGGAAAAUUUUAUCUGUUUCCGAAACCAGGGCGGCGCCUACAUCUCGCUUGUGGUCCCUCUUAGCGAGGUCCUCAUUGUCGACAGUCACGCGUUGAAGGCAAAUCCGAAACACACGGAACUCGUGCUCUCUACCAAAGAUGCAGUGUUUAUGUUCACCAAGAUGGACUCUGGCGAGGCUCUUAUUGACAGGCUGAAUUGCAUUGUGCACGGCUCGUCUGCGGCUUCCACCAAUGACACCGAUGCUGUACUAGUCGCCGAAGACGCCUUAUGGAGUAUUAAUGAAGCCGCACGACCACCAACAGUCGGCCUUGAGAGUGAAACCGCGGAUGUUGAGAGAACCGCGAAGCAACCAGAACAGCAGGCCCCGCCACCAACAAAGAGCGGUACGUGGACUGGUCCUGUGUUGUCGCGCUGCCGUCUGCCCUUUUGCGUCAGCGUUAGACCCUCCUCAGAGCUUCGUGACCCCCAUUCCUUGCAUUACGCUUUUCUUUCUCCAUUCGCAGGAAUUGGUAGUCCCCGGGCUGGCAUUGUUGAACCCGAACAAACGUCUGGCCAAGCCGACGUAGCUCCGAGUAGUGAGUAUUCCGGCAAAUUUAUCGAUCGUUUCCCUCUCGACUCGCUCGACAACGCUGCGGUGAGUCAAGCUGAGGCGAAACGCAUGUUUCAGUGGGCAAAUUACCUUUCGACGUAUGGCGCUGGAAGGACCAUGUACGUUGUGGAUCAAGUAGAAGAGCUCGUGCUCAAGGGCCUACCUCAGCAACUACGAGGAAGGCUGUGGAUGCUCCUGAGCGGCGCUGAAAACGAUCUGUGGGUGUGGCAGCGUGCGCCUCCAGUGCUGACAACACCACCUUCGUGUGUUUGCGUUGCCAUUGGGCUCACUGCAUUUAUGGAGAAUGAGCAAAUUUUCGCCUUGUCAUUGCUCUUUUCCCAACUACCUCUCCUCCCCUUCGUCGCGCAAGCUUUUGAGUGCAGUAGCACCAGACCAGACGAAAAGAAACCGCCCACUUCGUCCAAGCUGACAGCCCUGUUGCAAAGUGGGCUUUUCGCUGGUGGUCGAAAGUUCAUUUGGUCCCUGGAUCUAUGUCGUUGUGUUUCCUUUCCCACUACUAAACCAGCACGUCGUGCCAACGUCCACUUACCCUUUAGUAUGCGCUUGAAUCCGGGUUGCUACGAGGAUUUGGUUCGACAGACCUCAGGCCGCAGCAACUCCGUGCUCAUUGAGAUCGAGCGGGACCUGCACCGCUCCCUGCCCGAACACCCAGCCUACCACACGCCCGAGGGAAUCGCUGCCCUGCGUCGUGUCCUCACGGCUUAUGCCUUCAGGAAUCCCAACGUCGGCUACUGCCAAGCGAUGAACAUUGUAACCGGUGCCCUGCUGCUCUACUGCUCGGAGGAGGAGGCCUUCUGGCUGUUGGCCGCCGUCUGCGAGCGCCUCCUUCCAGACUACUACGACAGCCAGGUGGUGGGGGUGCGCGUGGACCAGGUGGUGCUGUGUGAACUCGUUUCUCAACACCUCCCCAGCAUUUUCAACCGACACUCGCCAUCAAAUGGAAGAGAAGGCGCCCACGACGCCGCCUCCCUCCUAGUCUCGUUUUUUAAAAGAUCUGGUGGAAAGGCGGUCGAUCGGUCAAGCGAUACUGGUGUGGAGCUGGUCAAUCUUGUCAUCCUAUCCUGGUUCCUGACGUUAUUUCUCAAUACGAUGCCUUUCCGCUGCGCAGUCUUCAUCAUCGACUACUUCUUCUUUGGGGGUGCCAAGGUGAUUUUUCAAAUCGCCCUCGAACUUCUACGCCUGCACUUGCCAAAAUUCGAAGCGGCUCGUGCGCGCGAAGAAGUCAGCGAAACGCUGAUCCAGUUGUCUCGUUUCUUCAACCGUCUCGUGGCAGAAAUCGACGCUUCUGCUUGCUCCCCCUCCAAACCCCAGACAACCCUGCGCCCGAUCCCAGUGGAUGAACCGACGCUGUCCAAAAUAUCCGUGGAACAACUCCUGAGGUCGGCGAAGGCCAAUUUCGGCGCGGUGGUGUCCAAUGCGCGAAUUGAAAUGCUGCGAAUUGCAUGCCGACUGCGCGUGAUACAUGCGCUGUCCGUCAGCUGCGUUCAAGAGGCCAUCCGGACGCUGCAGCCUCAACUAAACGCCAAUUUGGAGGACCUGGCGGCAGUGUGCUUCUCCUAUAAGGAACACUACAUCACGUCGAGGUACUAUCAGCCACAGCACGUUCAACCAGCCGCCCAGUACGGUGCUGUGAGCUCCCUCAACCGGCCUUGCUACGACAUGCACCGGAUUGACGCAGACCAAUUUUGCAGUCUCUUCAAGUCCCAAUCGUCUUGGGCGCACCUCGCAUUGCCACUUUUCCGGCUGCUGGACGCCGAUAAGGACAACCUUGUUAACAUGCGGGUUGGGGAAGAGGCUUUUCUGGCAAGAUUCAUUGCGACACGCCUCCCCCUCCCUCCCCCCAACCCCAUCCACUUCGCCUCGGGUGAGAACGCUGCCAUCUGGGCGGAUACGGUCGGGCAGGACUAUGCUUGGCUCCUGACCCUUAUUGCCUCCUCGGAUUAUCGUAGAAAGCUGCGACUCCUCUUCACCGUGCAUUCCCCCGAGUACCUUCGACCGGAGGACCGCAAGGGGUUUUGGGACAGGCGCCCCGCCCCCUCCGACGCCGCUCUCGCAUUAGCCUCUGCGCUAUCGCGCCCCGGUGACGUGGAAUGUGGGCAGGAGUUGACGGAGGAGGUCGCUACAGAGGAGGCUGCGGCGGAGGAAGAGGACGAUCCAGAGACCUUGUCAAUCGACUCACUCUCGGUACUGGAUCUGAAUGAGAGCGAGGCCCUGCGUAAGAAGUCCGCAAGCGAUCUACCGUUGCAAACUGUCUACGCGGGACCACCCGCUCUAGAAAGCCCACCGCCUCUUUUGAAGCCCAAUUUCGUUGAUUUAUUAAAGUCCUCUGGGGGCGUCUUGUUUGUCUCCAUUCAUCGUGCCAUUCCCGUUUACACCUUAACAAACAUCGCCCGCCAGUUUCAGCGGGUGGCUGAGGCGACGACAAUCCACUUUCUACUGUUGGGCAACCGCAAGGACAAUUUCGAAUUGCUUCACGCGCUUGCAAGCCUCGGUCAACUGUCGCAUUUGGCCGUAACCAAACGCAACGCAGCCCUUGCAGUCGGUGAUAAAGACGCCUCUCCUCCUUGGAAGAUUGACUUCAAUGAAUUCAUGACUGUGAUCUUCUCGAUUCCCGCUCUGGUGGUCGCGUUCAGCGAGUGGAUCCCUUUGGCGAAGCGGAUCGUGGUGCGACCGACCAAUUUCUGA
Molecule: messenger RNA, 3582 nt
Organism: Mesocestoides corti
Lineage: Eukaryota; Metazoa; Platyhelminthes; Cestoda; Cyclophyllidea; Mesocestoididae
Source: the annotation of a GenBank genome assembly